AAUGCAGACUACAGUGAGUAAGCGCCACAAGCACGCACUCGCAGCUUCUCUUAAACAACCCUAGGAAGUGGAAACACUGCAGUCUCUAAAACAAUCGAAAUUUUGAAAGGAAAAUAAAACCAUAAAUUGAAAAAAUGCCUCCAAAAGCUUCAAAAUCGAAAGAAGCACCUGCUGAGCGACCUAUUCUCGGCCGAUUUUCUUCUCACCUCAAGAUUGGCAUCGUUGGAUUGCCGAAUGUUGGCAAAUCUACACUUUUCAAUACGCUUACAAAGCUUUCAAUUCCUGCUGAGAACUUCCCCUUUUGCACUAUUGAGCCUAAUGAAGCUCGUGUCAACAUCCCAGAUGAACGAUUUCAGUGGCUUUGCAAUUUGUUCAAGCCUAAAAGCGAGAUUCCAGCUUUCUUGGAGAUCCAUGAUAUAGCUGGAUUAGUUAGAGGUGCCCAUGAAGGACAGGGGUUGGGAAACAGUUUCUUGUCUCAUAUCCGAGCGGUUGAUGGCAUUUUUCAUGUUCUUCGUGCAUUUGAAGAUCCAGACAUUAUCCAUGUUGAUGACUCUGUUGAUCCUGUGAGGGACUUAGAGGUCAUUAGUUCAGAGUUACGCUUAAAGGAUAUUGAAUUCAUGGAAAGGAGGGUAGAAGAUCUUGAGAAGAGCAUGAAGAGGAGCAAUGAUAAACAGUUAAAAAUAGAGCAUGAAUUGUGUCAAAAGGUCAAGGCCUGGCUUGAGGACGGAAAAGAUGUUCGUCUAGGGGAUUGGAAAGCUGCUGAUAUUGACAUACUGAAUACUUUUCAACUACUCACUGCCAAGCCUGUCGUUUAUUUGGUAAACAUGAAUGAGAAAGAUUACCAAAGAAAAAAGAACAAGUUCUUGCCCAAGAUUCAUGCUUGGGUCCAGGAGCAUGGGGGAGAACAAAUUAUUCCUUUCAGUUGCGUGUUAGAGAGAAAUCUUGCUGAUAUGCCACCAGAUGAAGCAGCAAAAUAUUGUGAGGAGAACAAGGUACAGAGUGCCCUUCCAAAAAUCAUCAAGACUGGUUUUUCAGUGAUUAAUCUCAUUUACUUUUUCACGGCGGGACCUGAUGAGGUGAAGUGUUGGCAAAUUAGACGACAGACAAAGGCUCCUCAGGCUGCAGGGACCAUCCAUAGUGACUUUGAAAGAGGGUUUAUUUGCGCAGAGGUGAUGAAAUUUGAUGAUCUGAAGGAACUUGGUAGUGAGGCAGCUGUUAAGGCUGCUGGAAAGUACAAGCAGGAAGGAAAAACCUACGUGGUCCAAGAUGGGGACAUAAUAUUUUUCAAGUUCAACGUUUCUGGGGGUGGAAAGAAGUGAGGAUUUUACAUGCCCAAUAGGUAAAAGAAUUACCUGGCUGGGUUUUUGAGAUUAUCAAGUUAUUGAUUUUGAUCCAAAAUCCUGUAUUGUGUUGGAAAAUACCUUUUUUUAAUCCUUAUUGGAGAUUUAUAGAGAAUCAAUCUUGUGCUCGUAGGCACACUUCAUAUAUACAUGUUAGUGGUUGAUUGCAGACUCGAGAGAGCCAGCAAUUAACAUUUGCCUCACCGUAAGUUGUACUCUUAUUUCAGUUUUGUUGUUGAAAAUUGAACUGGUUAUUUUAGUUGUGGAA
Molecule: messenger RNA, 1608 nt
Organism: Mangifera indica (mango)
Lineage: Eukaryota; Viridiplantae; Streptophyta; Magnoliopsida; Sapindales; Anacardiaceae
Product: obg-like ATPase 1
Exons: 12
Coding region: 135-1319 (394 amino acids)
Cellular component (GO): cytoplasm
Molecular function (GO): GTP binding; ATP binding; ATP hydrolysis activity
Source: RefSeq, a predicted model, not a curated record